CCCAUAUGAUAGCCAGUUAUAGGGUCUUUAUAGGGAUGCCAAGAGCCCAAACUGGCCUGAAUUUCAAGAUCAAUUGAACCUCUAAUUAAUCUACUUCCUACCUCUGAGAAGGCAGAUAGUGAUCAUCGUCCAAACUCAAUGAAAUACAACGCCUUUUCAUCCUAUGCACAGCGGCCCUCUUUCGACGACGACGACGACGCCGACGACGUCUUCACUCUUCACUACUUCUAACCCCGACCCACUCGAAGUCUUUAGUUGAGAACCAGUUUGCUUUGGAUUGUCCAUGACGGCUUGGUGAACCCGGUUGCAAAGGGGCCGAGGUCUCUCCUGAUAGGUGGCUUCUGGCGCGCGCGUCUCUUAUUCUCAAUAUCCUCCUCAGCUCGGGGACCAACAUUCGUCUCUGCCAUUCCCCGUCGGCCGCGCACGACCUUCGAGCGGUGCCCAUGUCACAAUCUACGCUUCCCUCGUAUGCGGUUCCCGCAAACUCUAAAGUGAUGUCCCGGCAUCACCCCGGAGUUUCUAAUGGCUAUCCGCGGGACCAGCACGACUUUGACUUCGCGCCCCACAGUUUCCUGCCCCGUGCGACUCCCGCGGCCCGACGUCGAAGGAAGUUGAUGACAAGACUGGGUAUAAUCAUUGUAGCGGCGCUUCUCUUUGGCCUCUUUGUUUGGCCUGGAGACUUCUCCCUGACAUCCGUGUUCUCGCUUGGUCUGGUCGGCUCGGCAAGCGAAGUUCUCAUGGAUACUGUUCGUUACUACGACCUCUCCAAUGUUCAAGGGACUGCCCGCGGCUGGGAAAGGGAGGAGCGCAUCCUACUCUGUGUUCCCCUGAGGGAUGCCGAACCCCAUAUUCCAAUGAUGUUCUCACAUCUUCGCAAUCUAACCUACCCACACCACCUCAUGGACCUCGCCUUCCUGGUCUCUGACUCGAAGGACAGGACGUUAGAGCUUCUUGUCGAAAUGUUGGAAGAGCUUCAGGCCCAUGAGGAUCCGAAACAACCAUAUGGCGAGAUAUCUAUUAUUGAGAAAGAUUUCGGUCAAAAAGUCAAUCAGGACGUUGAGAGUCGUCAUGGAUUUGCUGCUCAAGCAAGCCGUCGGAAGCUCAUGGCACAGGCACGGAAUUGGCUGCUAAGCGCUACUCUGCGCCCAUAUCACUCCUGGGUGUAUUGGCGGGACGUUGACGUUGAAACAGCACCGUUUACCAUCGUCGAGGAUCUUAUGCGUCACAACAAGGAUGUUAUUGUCCCCAAUGUGUGGCGACCGCUUCCCGAUUGGCUCGGCGGGGAGCAGCCGUAUGAUCUGAAUUCUUGGCAAGAAUCAGACACCGCAUUAGCUCUUGCUGAAACACUCGAUGAAGAUGCCGUUAUUGUGGAAGGCUAUGCUGAGUAUGCGACCUGGCGUCCUCACUUGGCGUACCUGCGCGACCCCUACGGCGACCCGGAUAUGGAGAUGGAGAUUGAUGGAGUUGGGGGCGUGAGCAUCUUGGCCAAGGCACGAGUCUUUAGAUCUGGUGUGCACUUUCCAGCUUUUAGCUUUGAGAGGCAUGCUGAGACUGAAGGGUUUGGCAAGAUGGCCAAACGCAUGCAAUUUUCUGUUGUUGGCCUUCCCCAUUAUACCAUAUGGCAUUUAUACGAGCCCAGUGUUGACGAUAUAAAGCACAUGGAGGAAAUGGAGAAGGAGCGGCUUGCCAAGGAAGCCGAAGAACAGGAAAAAGCCGAGAAAGAAAAGAAGAUCAAGGAGCAGUUCAGUGAUACUAACAACCAGUGGGAGAAAGACAAGUCCGAUAUUCAGAACAUUGCGAAGCAAGCUUCAGCAGAUAAAAAGGCAGGAUCCAAAAAGAAGAGUAAGCCUACGACUGAGGAAACCGAUCAAGAUGACAGGGUUGAUGUGGAUGAGGUGGACGAAACAGAUAGCGUGGACGAGGACGACUUAUUAUCAGAGGAGAAAACUGGGAGAUCGAAGAAAGGAGAUAUCGAGGACAAUUCCAAGGUUAUGGGCUCCAAGAAGAAGACGGGCAAGCCGGCCAGAAAAGGGGCGCAAUAGUAUACAGGUAAUCUUGGGGGGUGUUAUGGGUGUUACGCAUUUGAUUGUUCUCAUUAUUCCGGAUGGCGUAGUGACAACAUGGUACUCGCAUUGGGAGUGAAAGAGAAAAGAGCCGAGCUUAAGGUCGUCUGUAUAACAAGCGGACAUCAGGGAUGGCCAUAGGCCACGGCGUUCGGUGCUAUUCUCUCUCUAGACAUGAUUACGAAGCAUAGGAUACCGAGCAUAGCAGUAACUAGGUAGAUGCUGCUCCUUAUUCACUGUAUAGCCAUAUUAUCUACUUGAUAUCGCGGCAUUUACAUGUAUUAUUUUCUGAGAGGGCUGGAAAUAUUUUGCGGUUACCCACCAUCCUUGACCACACAGGCUGCUGGUACCUGAUACCUUAAGUAGGCUGAGGAUUCGUCAUAUUGUGCACGUAUAAUCAGCCUAUACUUGAUCAACCUUCACAAGGAUUACCUGCAUUUCAGUGUAUUAGUAGAUAUACAGAAAUACAUGUAUCAACUAACAAAAGUGUCCGAUGUCUAAUAGCUGUAAGCAGGUAUAUGCCUAUGGUACAUAUACUGUACAGUAAAGCUG
Molecule: messenger RNA, 2615 nt
Organism: Xylaria bambusicola
Lineage: Eukaryota; Fungi; Ascomycota; Sordariomycetes; Xylariales; Xylariaceae
Product: Anp1-domain-containing protein
Exons: 5
Coding region: 444-2042 (532 amino acids)
Biological process (GO): cell wall mannoprotein biosynthetic process; protein N-linked glycosylation
Cellular component (GO): mannan polymerase complex
Molecular function (GO): alpha-1,6-mannosyltransferase activity
Source: RefSeq, a predicted model, not a curated record